CGAGACAGCGCACGCUCAUCAGGAGAAGCCUUAGACUUUAGUACACUACUUCCUGGGGACUGCAUCAACUGAUCCGAUUCUCGGAGGCUGUGGAAUGCGUUGAGCACGCUGCACACAUGCACAUGUCCACAUGUGCUUCUCCCUCUGUAGAUGCCCCAUGCUGGUUUGUUUCCCCCCAUCACCCUGUCCAACCAGGAAAUUUCGAGCCUGCCAUGGCUAGCAAAACAGAGGAUGUGGUUGCCUUGGGAGAGGGGGAUGCUCGCGGCCACAUUGUCGACUUUGAUGGCCCUGGCGAUCCGGAGAUGGCCAUCAACUGGGCCCCUAGGAGAAAGUGGCUGAACGUGUUAGUCCUGGCUGCCAUGACCUUCAUCUCCGCCCUCGGCUCAUCCAUCGCCGCCCCCGGCGUCAACCAGGCCAUCGUCGACUUUGACAGCACCGACCAAGUGCUCAGCUCCCUCAUCGUGAGCGUAUACAAUGUCGGCCUCGCCAUCGGCCCGCUGAUCGUGGCGCCCAUGUCGGAGAUGUACGGCCGCCUGUUGCCCUACCACGUCACCAACGUCCUCUUCACCCUCUUCACCGCCGGCUGCGCCCUCAGCCCCAACCUGCCGGCCCUCAUCGUCUUCCGCAUGCUGGCCGGCAUGGAGGCCUCGGCCGUUCUGACCGUCGGCGGCGCCACCGUGGCCGACCUCUUCGUUCAAGAGGAGCGGGGCCGGGCCAUGGCCAUUUGGACCUUCGGUCCGCUGAUGGGACCUGCUGUCGGUCCGGCUGUCGGUGGAUAUCUCACGGAGGCUAUGGGAUGGAGAUGGGUGUUCUGGCUUGUGACCAUUGCUGCAGGCGUCUUUACCGUCAUCUUCUUCCUCGUCGUACGCGAGACCUACCCCCCCGUCCUCCUCCAGCGCAAAGUUGACCGCCUGCGCCGCGAAACGGGAAACCCGCACCUCACGUCCGCCAUGGCCGACACGUCAAGCCGACGAAGCCGUCUGACCCGUUCCAUCCGCCGGCCGCUCGUCAUGCUCUUCCGGUCCCCCAUCGUCUUCCUCUUCUCCCUCUUCAUUGCCGUCGUGUUCUCGUACCAGUUCCUCCUCUUCGUCACCAUCCCGUCCGUCUUCGGCGGCACCUACGGCUUUUCCGUCGGCGAGACGGGGCUCGCCUACCUCGGCAUCGCGACCGGCUUGCUCCUGGGUAAUGCCGUGUUUGGCCAUCUCGCCGAUCGCCUGCUCACGGGGAAGGCGAAGCUGGCUGGGGUGACUGAACUGAAGCCCGAGUAUCGCCUCCCCCUGAUGAUCCCCGCCGCGUUUUGUAUCCCUGCCUGCUUUUUCAUCUACGGCUGGACUACGCAUUAUGCGCUGCACUGGAUUAUCCCUAUAUUUGCGACGUCUCUUCUAGGGCUGGGGUUGAACAUGUCACUGAUGACCAUCCAAGUCUACUUGGUAGACGCCUACACGCUCUACGCAGCCUCUGCGCUGGCCGCUGCCACCGUCCUCCGAUCCAUCUUCGGCGCUUUUCUUCCCCUGGCCGGCCCGCCCCUCUACGAGGCCCUGGGGCUCGGCUGGGGAAACUCGACUCUCGGGUUCAUUGCCAUCGGCCUCAUCCCAGUCCCUCUCCUUUUUAUCCGAUAUGGCGAGGCAAUCAGGACGAAUCCUCGAUACCAGCUGACCCUUUAGCAUGAGGGGGUGCUAAUGCCUAUGGACACGAGCGAGAUGUUAUAUCACAGUAGACCGUGCCUCCUGGACGCGAAGUAAUGGAUAGUUGAAUACAUGUAUGCUUAUCUGCGGUCUUUGGCAUGAAUAGAUUAGAACUUUUGAAUCUACCAGCGUCUCUCUGACCAGACGGAGAUAUCGGAUACUCUGGGAGACAGUAGAAUACCAGCAAUGGAUGGAGUCAGGCCGCGAGAACCGGCCCAAACCGGCUGGGCACGCCACAACAGCAUUUAUUAUUCGUGAAGAA
Sodiomyces alkalinus F11 is the source of this 1947-nucleotide messenger RNA. RefSeq names its product CefM protein. Bases 213 to 1664 code for a protein of 483 amino acids. Gene Ontology annotation, biological process: transmembrane transport. The transcript is spliced from 4 exons. The record is from RefSeq and is a predicted model, not a curated record. Gene Ontology annotation, molecular function: transmembrane transporter activity. Lineage: Eukaryota; Fungi; Ascomycota; Sordariomycetes; Glomerellales; Plectosphaerellaceae.